Molecule: messenger RNA, 756 nt
Organism: Knipowitschia caucasica
Lineage: Eukaryota; Metazoa; Chordata; Actinopteri; Gobiiformes; Gobiidae
Source: the annotation of a GenBank genome assembly
AUGAUAGAGGCUGAUGAGGAGCAGGAGAGGCUGCUGGCCCAGAGGAAGGUCCCGGGUCUGCAGAGUCAGCUGGAGGAGUGCAAAAGCGCCCUCUGCCAGCUGCAGGGGCAGAAGAGCAAGCUGCACGCUGAGAACAAGAUGCUGGAGCAGAGCAUCGAGAGCACCCAGGAGAGCUACGAGGACGAGAUCCAGACCUACAACCAACAAAUUGAAUCUUUGAGGAAGGAGAUCGAAGAAGCCGAGAAGUCCCUGGAGAAGUUCACCAACGAGUGCCGGCACCUGGCCCUGUACCAGAGCUCUCUGGAGAACGAGCUGGAGCGCUACAAGAGGAUCAUCGAGAGCGAGGACAACAGGUGGGGGCAGUUUGGGGGGUGGUGGGGUGCUUGGCCUCACAGCAAGAGGGUCCAGCUGUGGUUGAAUUCAGCAAUAAUUGGCACUCCCAUUAACCUGAUCACCACUAAUUACCGCUACGCCCACACCCCCUCGUAUCUGAGUAGGGGGAGAGACAUCACCCAGGAUUUCCAGGACAUCACCAACAUCGAACCACGCCAGAAGAACCUUGCCAAGAAGGGCGUGAAGAGAAGCGAACUGAGCACCAGGGAUGUGAUCGACAGCGCUAAGGACGACAAAACAUCUGGAGAAGGCCACAUCAAAGAAACCAAGGUUGCAUCCACUGAAGGACCUCAAGGGAAGAAGGGAAAGGCCCAAAAAUCUGCAAAAGUGCCCAUUGACUUCUACACCAGUACGUGCUGGUGA